Aspergillus bombycis is the source of this 996-nucleotide messenger RNA. Its product is annotated as alpha/beta hydrolase. The record is from RefSeq and is a predicted model, not a curated record. The transcript has 2 exons. Bases 1 to 996 code for a protein of 331 amino acids. Gene Ontology annotation, molecular function: hydrolase activity. NCBI's taxonomy places the organism in Eukaryota, Fungi, Ascomycota, Eurotiomycetes, Eurotiales, Aspergillaceae.
AUGGCAGCGAUAGCAGGUGCAACCUUUGGAGAGAAAUUCGCGGAUUUCAACGUGAUCCAAGCCACAUACAAACAGGUACACGGGCAUGAUAUUCGAGCCGAUGUCCUGGUCCCAAAGUCCCUAUCCGCUAAAGGCCCAAGACCGGUAAUUGCUCGGUUUCAUGGCGGUGGACUGAGCUGUGCCGAUUCCCUUUAUGCAGACUGGUUCCCAAGGUGGCUGCUAGAACUCUCAGUAACACACAACGCCAUAAUUGUUUCAGCAAACUACCGUCUCCUUCCCGAAGCCACGGGCCUCGAAAUUCUAGAGGAUGUAGAUGACUUCUGGUCAUGGCUACAUUCAGAGAAACCGAAGGACCUAUUGGCGGCCCAGGAUUCGCCGAUUGAGCUAGAUCUGAACCGGGUUCUGGCCGCAGGAGAUUCGGCAGGCGGACUGCUCAGUAUCUACUUGACACUGUCCUACCCCGACCAGCUUCGUGCAGGGACAGCCGCAUAUCCCCAGCUCAGUUGGGAUGACCCACCUCUCUACCCUCCACAGAGGAGUUCGCUUUCACCUUAUGUCCUGGAGUCAGUGAUAGACGAGUAUAUAGCAAACAUCAAACCGGGAGAUGUUGAAUCUUCCGAUCGUGAACUUCGACGUGCUACUCUCAGCUCGGCGCUCUCGCAGCACAGAAGAAGCCGCGGGUUUUACCUCCGGGACUCCGAGACAUCACCACGUCGGAAUCGACUCUCCCAGCUUGCAAGAUUGGAUCUGCCUGACACGAGGCUGCCUCGUGGUGGCUUAGUGAUCCUUCACGGCACCGAGGAUGACGAUGUCCUUUCGGAAGUGAGUGAGCGGUUUGUGGAUAAGGCAAGAGAGAUGUUGAAGGGACGGCAAGGCAUCGAUAAGCUAGUUCUUUCUUUGCAACCUGGUGGGCAUGGAUUUGAUGCGAACGUGCCUUUGACAGAAGACUGGCUGAGUAGCGCCCUCAAGGAUGCGCUAGACGCGUGGUUGGAGUAA